Aureococcus anophagefferens is the source of this 1284-nucleotide messenger RNA. RefSeq lists its product as hypothetical. The transcript is spliced from 4 exons. The coding region runs from base 1 to 1284 and encodes 427 amino acids. The record is from RefSeq and is a predicted model, not a curated record. Lineage: Eukaryota; Pelagophyceae; Pelagomonadales; Pelagomonadaceae.
AUGCUUGCUCCUCCACUUUUGAGCUACAUCAUCGCUAACGUAUGCAAUAACAACCCUGGAAGACUUGCGACUUUUGUCUCAUUGGCAUAUAUGUAUCAUACACUUCCGCGUAUCUGCCUCGUGCAGUUUCACGGAGAAGUUGUUGAUAGAUUGCCUCGAGUCCCGUGCAUCGUUAUUAGCCAACUGGUUGAAAUUCUUCUCUGGAUUGUAAUUUGCUGGAGUAAAGAUAUGCAUUUGAUCCUGGCACUGUAUGGGGUUCGAGCAAUCUUGAAUUUGCACGAUUUUGCUAAAACUCUUUACUUGUUUGAUCUCACCCUGCACUUGGAUUCGACACAUCGUGAUCCCAAUUCUAACAAUGCAGGAGCAGAAUUGUUGAGCAAGACUGCUUGCUCUGAAGCUGGACUUCGUCACAUCCAAGUCGGCGGCGUGUUCACCGGUGUGUACACUGGCGCUGGUUCUGUUGUUGGGCACAUCGUCGGCAGCUUGGUUCUUUCUAGCGAGGCUCUCUCAAUCCGUCAUGCAAUAUAUAUCGCGCUAUCGGUCUUGUUUGUUUCUCAGUUUCUCGUAGUACUUCUACCUGAGUCUAAACCCCACAACACCAAUUUGCCUCCCCUUGUGAUUCUGUCAGCUGCCAUUCGUGGGGCACGAGGCGAAGUGUGGUUUGGAUUUCGCGACCAGCUAGCAAGAUGGCGGACCGGUGAGAAGUUGCUUGUUGAUCUGACUAUCUUUUUUUUGUUGUUUUCAUGGGGUAUGACUAUUUACUUCUUCACUAUUUUCAAUGUAUUUCAAUACAAGUUUGAUCCAAACGCCAAGCUACGUGCUGAAUUUGGCCUUGUUUUGAUUGCUCCUACAAGCAUUGGGACCUACUUGUGGUGGAGACAUUUUAGACAUGGGAACAAGACUGAAAUAUAUGUGAUGCCGUGCGACAAUACCACUUGGCGCCAUGUGGACGAGCCAAGCUCCAAUAGACAAACAGGGUCGACUUUCUGCCAUUUCUGUGAUACUCUAUGUUACUUUAGUUGGCAUACCCUGUUUCUUUCAUGCCGCUUUUACCUCCUUCUGAUGAUCCUCGUCAUGCUCACCGGAGGAGGACGACGAGGAGGAGGACGGCGCCGCGCCGUUGGCCGCGUCGCCGGCCGCGGGAACGAAGAACUCGUCGUCGUCGUCGCUGUCGCUGCUCUGGUCGUCGAGGGCGUCCUGGUGGCGGCGCCAGCGCUCCCACCCCUCGAACGCCCAGCGCACGUGCCAGCGGUGGCGCUUCCGGCGGAACGAGACCAUGGAUGA